Molecule: messenger RNA, 498 nt
Organism: Antrostomus carolinensis (chuck-will's-widow)
Lineage: Eukaryota; Metazoa; Chordata; Aves; Caprimulgiformes; Caprimulgidae
Product: fibroblast growth factor receptor 1-like
Cellular component (GO): plasma membrane
Molecular function (GO): fibroblast growth factor binding; fibroblast growth factor receptor activity
Source: RefSeq, a predicted model, not a curated record
CCCGAGAAGAUGGAGAAGAAGCUCCACACCGUCCCUGCCACCAAAACUGUGAAAUUCAAGUGUACAUCGAGCGGGACACCCAACCCCACCCUGCGUUGGCUGAAGAACAGCAAAGAGUUCAAACCCGACCACCGCAUCAACGGGUACAAGAUCCGAUACGAGACCUGGAGCAUCAUCGUGGACUCGGUGGUGCCAUCUGAUAAGGGCAACUACAUAAAAUGCGGGGGCACCAACCACCCCUACCAGCUGGAUGUCGUGGAGCGGUCCCCGCCCCGGCCCAUCCUGCAGGCAGGGCUACCUGCCAACAAGACAGUGGCCCUGGGCAGCAACGUGGAGUUUGUCUGCAAGGUCUACAGUGACCCCCAGCCCCACAUCCAGUGGCUGAAGCACAUCGAGGUGAACGGCAGCAAGAUCGGCCCUGACAACCUGCCCUAUGUGCAAAUCCUGAAGACGACUGGCGUUAACACAACAGAAGAAAUGGAAGUCCUUCACUUAAGG